CGGUCAAGGCGUGUUGACGUUUGUGUCUGUGUGUGUGUGUGAGGUGUUGAUGCUGAGUGAGUCUUGAUAGUCCUGUAACUCUGAUAAGUAUGGGGGACGAGACUUGGGCUAAUAUUCAGCUCGUGAAGAGUAAGAGGGAGAGUUUUAGAGAGAAAAUUAAAAAACGAAAAGCGGAGAGAGAGACCAUCCUGAGUUCAGUUGCGGGAGGCGGCAGCAGUAGCCCAAGUUCAUUUAUUCCUCCUGUGGACCCCAGUACCCCAGCUCCUGUUGUUCCUGCAGCAACACCAAAUGGAAAUGAUGACUCCAGUUUAGAAUGUGCCUUGUUAGAGUGUUUAAAUGGGGCCUUGCCGCCUGUACAGUCGGCACAGCUUUCCCAGACUUUGUCAACAAAACUAAGAAGAAAUUUACAACCAAAAGUCAUUGAUAAUCUCUUGCAAAAAUUUGCUUACAAAGAACUUAUAAGCAUUACACAGGAGGUUGGGGAUGGCCGCACAACCAUAACGGUGACUGCUGUUCAACACAACCGAGUGACCGCGGUCCUGGGAGCUGAACAUAGGGAAAAGAAGCUUCAGCCUAUUGCUACAACACAACAAGGUGAAAGUCCAGUGGUGGAGAAAAUUACUGUCUCAUCUGAUGAACCGCCCGCGAAGGUUUUACGGGAAGACAAGGAGAAUAAGAAUGACAAGGAUAAAAGAAAGGAAACUAGAGAGGAUGAUGUCAUGAGCCUGUUGUCAGCGCAGAGCAUACGUGAGCGCGAGACAAAGAAAGUGGGCGAAGAGAUAAUGGAACUACUGAGUAAACCCACAGCCAAAGAACAGAGUAUUGCUCUGCGUUUUAAAUCUCAGGGAGGAGCAAAAGUUCAAGAGUUUUGUCCACACGGCACCAAAGAGGAGUGUGAGAGAGCGACAAAGAAGGCCGGCCCACAGUGCGGUCGACUCCACUUCCGCAAGAUCAUCCAGAAGCACACUGACGAAUCCUUAGGAGACUGUUCCUUCCUCAACACCUGUUUCCACAUGGACACUUGUCGAUAUGUUCAUUAUGAGGUGGACUAUACAGGGGUGUCCGAGCAGCAGCAGCAGCAACAGGAGCAGCCCACCUCCAUCAUCCUGCCUUUGGAGCGUCCACGCCCAGAUGAGAGGACCAUUCUAUUCCCUCCUCAGUGGAUACAGUGUGAUCUUAGGUUUCUAGAUAUGUCUAUACUAGGGAAAUUUGCUGUUAUUAUGGCAGAUCCUCCGUGGGAUAUCCACAUGGAGCUGCCUUAUGGCACAAUGUCCGAUGACGAAAUGAGACAACUAAACAUUCCCAUAAUGCAAGACGAGGGGCUCAUAUUUUUGUGGGUCACAGGCAGAGCGAUGGAGCUUGGUCGUGAGUGUCUUCAGCUCUGGGGCUAUGAGCGAGUAGAUGAAAUAAUUUGGGUGAAAACAAAUCAAUUGCAACGAAUUAUCCGUACAGGCAGGACGGGUCACUGGCUGAACCACGGCAAAGAACAUUGUUUAGUUGGCAUGAAAGGGAACCCGAAGAUAAACCGUGGUCUUGAUGGAGAUGUCAUCGUAGCUGAAGUUCGAGCCACUAGCCACAAGCCAGAUGAAAUUUACGGCAUAAUCGAGCGACUUUCGCCAGGCACACGAAAACUGGAGCUGUUUGGACGACCCCAUAAUGUACAACCAAACUGGGUCACACUUGGGAAUCAGUUAGAGGGCGUCAACCUACUGGAGGAAGACCUUGUAAAAGCUUUUAAGGAAAGAUACCCGGAUGGCAUUUGCCGUAAGCCAUCUUCACAAUAAUUCAUGGUGAUGUUUAUGGUCACAUUGUAGUAGAAAGAACUGUCAAUUUGUAUGAAAAUGAAUUAGUUAAUUACAAUGCCACGGUUAGUUCACAUCAGUGCCAGAAAUAUUUUAAACCAGUUUGUUAUUCACUAAGGAUGUACAGUACACACACCGCUUAUAAGCCACACAGACUGGCAACCUCAAAAUUCCUAAACGGCAACUUCGCUGGAUCCAUCCCUCCCCCACCUCCCGAAACAUGCAAACCAGGCAAUUAAUCGGUGUUCAGCCAAGGUGUAAAGUUAAUGCUUUUCCAUGCUAACCUGUUCAAGGGUAAGCGUUGACUUUAUACUGGAGCUUGAAAUUUUGAAAAUUACAUUUUGGGGGGAUCGACAAAUUUAUUUUGCUCAAAAUCUUAGUACUGUAUUGGUAUUCCUUGAUGGGAAGAUUAAAGGUCUGUGUUCAAAAAGUUUAAAUUCUGGUAAAUAAUUAAUUUUUUAAAAGUCAAUGGAGAUUGAAAAUUGGAUAAUUAAUUUCCCUGAUUAAUUUGAGCAGUUUUGUUAUGAGAUUUUACUUAUAAUCUCAGCAAGGGCAGAUCCAGGGGGGUCCUGGGGUCCAGAUCCCUAUUUUCACCAAAAAUUCCAAUACUUUUUCUUUAAUGCAGUAUUGUGCGCAUGGCUUCAAAAUGCCCAUGAUAUUGGUCAGAUUAAAAAAAAUCAUUGGAGGGGGGGGGGGCUUACAGCCCUCCCCUAAACCCCCCAGCUGGGUGAGCUCGCUGUGCUUGCCAUGUCCCCUCCCCCCACAACUUCUUGGACCCCUCCCCCUUUUGAUAUUCCUGGAUCUGCCCCUACUCAGUAUACUGUAGGUAGUCCUUGACACAUUUUAAGGCUCUGUGUAAGGUCAGCACUUACCCCUGAAUACAUUAGCAUGGAUAAAUAACUUUAGAAAUGUAUUUUAUUUCUGUUUCUAAAACCUAUCCAUAGUAACGUGUUUGGGGAUAAGCGUUGACUGUACACCUUGUCUGAUUACCGAUUAAUUGCCUGGUUUGUAUGUUACGGGAGGUGGGAGAGGGUUGGGCCCAGCUAAGUUGCUUGUAAGGAAUUUCAAGGCUGCCAGUCUGUGUGGCUUAUAAGUGGCAUGGACUGUUCAGUACUGAGUUUCUGUGAUCAUAGACCUGUUCACAUUUGUAAAUUAUUUGUAUUGAUUCACAGUAGUUUGGAAAUUGUUGCUGGAAUGACUAGCCAGAUUACAUGAGUGUAGCGUUCAUAUACGAUGUCAUUGGUCUUAAUUUAAUACUGUACCAUUAAUGGGAGAGAGAUGAAUGGGCGAGAUGAAAAAAUGACUGCCUCAUGAAUUUACAUCUCCCACUUACGUGUUACAGUAUUCAUUUGAUUUCCCAAAGUAAUUGUGAUAUGUUUUCCAGAUCCUCACAGAAUUGAAACUAAUGAUAUUACCACUUGUUAAGUAUUUAUUACGGUAGUAUUUACUUGUUCCUCCACACUAUUCCUCAGUUGUUAUUUUUUAUCUGGAUUGGUCUCUCGUAAAGUUCCAUGUGUAUAUAAACUAAAUGACCUUCAGAACUUUAUUAUUAGACAGUGUGAUUAUUAUAGAAUCAUGGAUCUCUAUGACUAAGAGUGUGAAGAUUAAAGAAAUGAUGUAGAAUAAAUUGUUAUUGAGGUAAAAUGGAUCGAUCCUCCAUGUGUAAAUUUAUAUUGAAAUAUAAGGUAACUAUAAUUAUGGAGGUAUUAACUUAUUUAGUAUAGUUAUUCUAAGUCUAUUUCCAUUAUUAUAUUGUCUUAAAUCCCUCCAAGUUCAUUAUAUGCCGUACUGUACUGGCAUCUUUUAGUAAUUUUAUAUUUAACAUUCUUGUCUUAGCACCACUGCACAGAGAUAGUACACAUAUUUUACGCUCUUUAGGUUAAAAUCAAAAUAAUUUUAUAUUGUAACAUUAUUCUCUCACAAGGAAGGGGCCUCUCUAGUAGGUUAGAUGCUGUAAAGUUGGUGUCUGGUCAUACAAGUCGAGAUUUAUUUUACCCCACUGUUUGACCAGAACUGCUCUGGGAUCAAACGCUGGCCAGUAGAGCAUCACACUGACCUGCUACCUAUGACACAGCCGAUGCUGUCAGGGUCAUUUUGAUUAAGCAGAAUUUCUGUGAACACGAGGCUUCAAAAUUUCUCUGUAUGGCAGCUAAAUACGUCUUCACUUCUGGCAGAGCAUGUUAUACUGUAUGUGAUAAAGGCUAAACCUUUCCAGUAGAGAAACAUUUUGCUGUAUUUUGGCUAGUUAGUACAGUUGACUAUAAGAUUUGUAUUUUUGAUCACCUUCUGCAUUAACAGAAUUUCUGUUAAAAUAUUUUAGGCUUUUUGUUGAUACAAAAUUUUCAUGUUAUAAAUUUAUAAAAUCUUGCCUAUUACUGUUAAUAUAAAAUAUGAAGAUUAAUAUAUUUUUGAUAAGUAGGGAAGAAUUAAUUUAUGACAAAUAAAGAAACCAUCUUGUUUAGAUGCUGCCAGAUAAACAAAUGUUAUUGCAUUUAAGGAGUUAAAUUAAAUAUUACAAUAUUUAUGUAAUAAGGAAUUUUAAUUUCCACAAUGUAUUCCAAUUUUAGAUGUACUCAUGUCAUGUAUACUGGUACUAGUGUAUUCCUAACUAUUAACAACAUUCAUGUUAGCAGAGAAUAAUAAAUAUCCAAAAUCUAUGAAAAAU
Messenger RNA from Homarus americanus (American lobster), 4467 nucleotides. It is a transcript of the gene Mettl3, whose product is annotated as N6-adenosine-methyltransferase subunit METTL3-like. Gene Ontology annotation, molecular function: mRNA m(6)A methyltransferase activity; mRNA (2'-O-methyladenosine-N6-)-methyltransferase activity. The record is from RefSeq and is a predicted model, not a curated record. The transcript is spliced from 11 exons. Gene Ontology annotation, cellular component: RNA N6-methyladenosine methyltransferase complex; nucleus. The coding region runs from base 90 to 1784 and encodes 564 amino acids. NCBI's taxonomy places the organism in Eukaryota, Metazoa, Arthropoda, Malacostraca, Decapoda, Nephropidae.